Messenger RNA from Talaromyces marneffei, 2112 nucleotides. RefSeq lists its product as uncharacterized. The transcript is spliced from 4 exons. Bases 1 to 2112 code for a protein of 703 amino acids. The record is from RefSeq and is a predicted model, not a curated record. NCBI's taxonomy places the organism in Eukaryota, Fungi, Ascomycota, Eurotiomycetes, Eurotiales, Trichocomaceae. Gene Ontology annotation, biological process: positive regulation of transcription elongation by RNA polymerase II; transcription initiation at RNA polymerase II promoter. Gene Ontology annotation, cellular component: nucleus; transcription factor TFIIF complex. Gene Ontology annotation, molecular function: TFIIF-class transcription factor complex binding; RNA polymerase II general transcription initiation factor activity; DNA binding.
AUGACUACCCCCACAGAUCCUAAGGCCAGCAGACCGCCGACCGAAAGCGCUCCGAUGAUGAAAAUACGUCGUCCAAGAGCAGCAGAUCCCCUCGUGCGGCCCAAGAGGAGACCUCCACCUGGACGACCUGGUACAAAUCCCGCGGCAGCGAAGGGUGUGCCAGCUCCAAAACCAAUUUCAGCUGGCCCGUCAACUAUCAAAAAUGCCACGGAACCGACACCGCUUCGAUCUCAGCGACCCAAUGUACGAGAAGACAUGACUGUAAAUGGAUUCAGCAGCCCGCCACUUUCUACUUUCCAAGACUACCCACUCGUCACCACCAAACGCGCAUUACGGGAGGGACUCAAACAUCAUGUUGCCAAGUUUAUUUCGAAGAAGGCCAUCGAUCCAAGGAAUGAGCAGCAAUUUACGAGGCCAGUACGAUUACAACGUCGCGAUCCACGAGCAAAACCUCCAGACCCAGACGCCGUCAAACGCGAAGAUGAAAAACCCAUCCCAUGGGCCAUGCGAGAUAUGACAGAGGCCGAGCGAGCAGAAUUUGAAGCUAAGAAAGCUGCGCGAGAGAAAGAGCGAGAAGAAAAUCUGGCUCAAAUCGCGCCAUCAGCAGCCACGGCUCAAAAGCGAACGAAUCUACCGAAACCAAAAACCCAGCAAGUCAUGAAAGCAGACAUGACCGCGGAAGAGAUUGCCAAAGCUCGAGUCAAGUAUGAAGAGGCUUUGCCGUGGCACAUGGAGGAUUUUGACAAUAAAAAUACAUGGAUGGGCAAUUACGAAGCGGCUCUUUCCGAGACCUAUGCGAUGUUCGUUCUUGAGUCCACUGGCAAAAUGAGAAUGGUCCCGAUCGACAAAUGGUACAGAUUCAGCGCGAGAAACGCGUUCAAAACGUUGACGAUCGAAGAGGCCGAAAAGUUCAUGUCGAAGAAGAUCAAGGAUCCGCGAUGGUUCAUGGAAAAGCAGCAGGAGGCCGUUCGACAAAAAGAGCUCGACGCGUAUGCUAAACAGAGGAAAGUCUAUCGAGGCAAGGAGGUAUCUGUCGCAGGCCUGGAUGGCAACGAUAUGGACUUUGAAGAGGAUAGAUUUGCGGAUGAUGAAGAGGUUGAUGCGGGUCUUUUUGAAGAGGACGAGGAUACCAAGGCUGCGGAGCAACGUAUCAAGCAGGAUCAACUGAAAGCUAAUGUUUUCAAUUUAAAAGAAGAGAAAGAUUACGACGAGGAGGAGAUGAGAGAGAAGAGGGAAAAGGAAGCCCGCAAAGUUAUUGGAAAAAAGGUCCGAAAGGCACUACAGCGACGGGAGAAGAACUUUGAUUAUAGCAGUGGUUCGGAUGUCAAUCCCUACUCUGAUGAAGAGAGUUCCGAUGAGGACAGUGACGCCGAAAAUGAAAAGGAAGAGGAUAAGAAAACCGAAGAAGAAAAGGCUCUUGCCAAGGAGAAGGAGAAAGAAUCCGGCGCAUCCACAAAAGCGAGCACACCAUCUGGCCGUCCGAAGCAUACGGAUGCCCUCAAAAAAGCGAGCGGCAUUGGUCGUAAGCGUAUCGGAUCUCCCAAUCUCUCAGAUGCCAGCGGAACGGAUACAUCUCGCAAGAAGCCCAAACAUGCACAGCCUCAUUCUAUUCCUUCUCCUUCAUCUGGCCUAGCUCACGGUGCCAAAAAGAGAAACCGACUCGGCGGCCCCGGAUCAGGCAGUGAUAUCGAGGGCGGUGCCCUCUCCGGUGCAGACCUCAGCGACGCCGGUAAACCAAAGAAACUCAAACUCAACCUUUCUCGAGCUGGUACUCCCCUUGGCUCGCGCUCGGGAAGUCCAGCCGCACCUCUCCGCGCCGGAACACCAGAGGGCGGCUCAGCUCUCAAAGGCCCUCUCCGAACCUCAACCCCCCGCCCCUCCAUACCUGGCGCCGCAACACCAGCAGGAACAAACACCACAUUCCCAACCCCCGCUGAAAUCCACGCCGCCAUCCCCGCAUCCGGAAUCGCAAGUCGCGAUCUACUCAAAAUCUUUCAUCCGCGGAUUGGCGAAUCGAAAGAAAACCAUCGCAAAUUCAUUGCUAUUGUCAAGGAUGUUGGUGUUUAUGGGAAGGAGGACCGGUUGUUGAGACCCGGUGUGCUAAAGGAGUGA